Molecule: messenger RNA, 3514 nt
Organism: Sphaerodactylus townsendi
Lineage: Eukaryota; Metazoa; Chordata; Lepidosauria; Squamata; Sphaerodactylidae
Gene: PKD2
Product: polycystin 2, transient receptor potential cation channel
Exons: 13
Coding region: 68-2581 (837 amino acids)
Biological process (GO): potassium ion transmembrane transport; detection of mechanical stimulus; release of sequestered calcium ion into cytosol
Cellular component (GO): membrane
Molecular function (GO): potassium channel activity; signaling receptor binding; voltage-gated sodium channel activity
Source: RefSeq, a predicted model, not a curated record
UCGGUCGGGCUGAGGGGGAAACUUCUGAGGCGGCGCCUGAACGGGGGAGAAGGGGGCGGGAUGCGAAAUGGCGGCCGGCGACCGGACGGGCCUGUGCCCCCCCGGCGGCUUCGAGCAGCUGGAGCUGGGCCGGCUGCGAGACCCGCUGUCGGGCGGGUCUUGCUCGAGGCAGGCCUGGAGCCGCGACAACCCGGGCUUCGAGCCUGAGGAGGGAGAAGCGGCGGCCAGGGCGGCGGGGGCGGCCGCGGCAGGGCCGGUGCUGCAGAUGGACGUGGAGUGGGGCCGCAGCCCGCGAAGCCGAGGCGCCGACGGCGAGAGGAGGCGGCGGCGGGGAGCCGGGGAGGAAGAGGAGGCGGACGACCAGAAGGAGGGCGAGGAGGAGGAGGAGGGCGAUGAAGGCGGGCUGCCCCCUCAGUUCCCUGCACUCCGGCCAGAGCCUGCCGGACCCUCCGCCUCAUCACCGCAGGUGAAGCCUGGACUCACAAGGGGCUGGCGCGGCGCCUCCUCAGGCUUCACUGAGGGUCCCUUGCUGGACGGACUUUACUGGGAAAUGUGGUACAACAAUAAGACAAUGGCAGAAAACAGAAGUUUAAUCUACUAUGAGAACCUGCUUCUGGGAGUGCCUCGCAUCAGACAGCUUAAAGUGAGGAACGGCUCGUGUUCAAUACCCGAAGAUUUAAAGGAUGACAUCAAGGAGUGUUACGAUAUGUACUCUGUGGGUAAUGAGGAGACUGCUCCGUUUGGCCUCCGCAAUGGGACUGCCUGGACUUACACCAGUGAAAAAGAUAUGAAUUGCAGCAGCCACUGGGGGCUGCUUGCAACAUACAGCGGAGGGGGAUAUUACCAGGAUCUGUCCAGAAGUAGAGAGGAAACUUCUGCGUUGCUCGGUGUCCUUAAGAACAACCUGUGGCUUGAUAGGGGCACAAGAGCAACAUUCAUCGAUUUUUCAGUGUACAAUGCAAAUAUCAACCUCUUCUGUAUUAUAAGGUUAUUGGUGGAGUUCGCACCAACAGGAGGCUUGGUUACCUCUUGGCAAUUUCAGCCAGUGAAGUUGAUUCAUUAUAUUUCCUCUUUCGAUUUCUUCCUCGCUGCCUGCAAAAUUGUAUUUUGUCUCUUUAUCCUGUAUUAUGUGGUGGAAGAAAUCCUGGAAAUUCACAUUCACAGACUUUAUUAUUUUAGGAGUCUCUGGAACUGUCUUGAUGUGCUCAUCAUUGUGUUGUCAGUGGCUGCAAUAGGAGUUAACAUCUAUCAAACAUCCACUGUGGACAAAUUACUGAAGAGACUGCUAGAGAAUCAAAAUCAUUUCCCAAAUUUUGAGGUAUUGGCAUACUGGCAAACAGAGUUCAGCAAUAUUGCCGCAGUCACGAUGUUUUUUGUAUGGAUUAAGCUCUUCAAAUUCAUCAGCUUCAACCGGACAAUGAACCAGUUAUCUACCACUAUGUCGCGAUGUGCCAAAGAUAUCCUUGGCUUUGCCAUUAUGUUCUUCAUCAUUUUCAUAGCCUAUGCUCAGCUAGCGUAUCUUGUGUUUGGAACUCAAGUCAGUGAUUUCAGUACCUUCCAAGACAGUCUCUUUUCUCAGUUCCGCAUCCUGUUGGGAGAUUUUGACUUUACAGAGGUUGAAGAAGCUAACAGAGUUUUGGGACCCAUUUAUUUCACUACAUUUGUGUUCUUUAUGUUCUUCAUUCUUUUGAACAUGUUCCUGGCCAUUAUCAAUGAUACCUACUCAGAAGUCAAAUCAGAUAUGGCGCAGCAGAAGCCCGAGAUGGAACUGUCUGAUCUUAUUAAAAAGGGAUACACUAAAGCCAUGGUGAAGUUAAAACUGAAAAAAACACCCGUCGAUGACAUUUCGGAGAGCCUGCGACAGAGUGGAGGCAAAUUAAACUUUGACGAACUGCGACAAGAUCUGAAGGGGAAGGGGCACACUGAUGCAGAGAUUGAAGCCAUCUUUACAAAAUAUGACCAAGACGGGGAUCAGGAAUUGACAGAGCUGGAGCAUCAACAAAUGAGAGAUGACUUGGAGAAGGAGAGGGAGGACUUGGAACUAGACCGAAGUUCUCUGAAACGCCCACUGAGCGGCCGCAGCUUCCCACGAAGCCUGGAUGACUCGGAAGAGGACGAUGAUGACGACAGCGGCCAUAGCUCAAGGAGGAGAGGGAACAGCUCCAGUGGAGUUUCAUUUGAAGAAUUCCAAGUGUUGGUGCGGCGAGUGGAUCGCAUGGAGCAUUCCAUAGGCAGCAUUGUUUCUAAGAUAGACGCUGUCAUUGUGAAGCUGGAAGCGAUGGAGCGAGUGAAACUGAAGAGGAGAGACGUGCUGGGGAGGCUACUUGAUGGGGUCACAGAGGAUGAAAGGCUGGGCCAUGACAAUGAAAUCCACAGAGAUCAAAUGGAGAGACUUGUCCGGGAGGAGCUGGAGCGUUGGGAAUCGGACGACACGGCAUCCCAAGUGAGCCACCGGUUGGAGACUCCCAUGGGACUCAACGGUCACUCACGGGCUAGGAAUUCCCGGCCGCCUUCCUCCCAGUCCACAGAAGGCAUGGAUGGGGGAGGGGCUGGAAAUGGCGGGAGCAACGUCCACAUCUAGAAGCAGGUUUCUGUUGCCUCCAAACUGAUGGACAUUUAGCGAACUAGUUUGGUGGUCGGAGGCAGUAGAUUCAGUUCACAGAAAAAACUGUUUGACUGUAAAGUUGCAAUUUACGGUAUUGUGGGCAUGAUCCUCAACAGGCUCAGUCGUAAGCCCCAUUUUAGUCACCAAGGUUUACUUCCAGGAAAGUGUUCAUAUGAUUCCAGUCCUUGUGAAUCUCAACAGCUACAUUACCCACUGCGUCCUCUUGCGGGAGCAAGUGAAGUCCGAGGUGACAGCGCUGCAGCAAGGUCUCAGCUCAGAAGUGACAGCUGGUGGCGCAGGUCCUGGAGGCUUUCCAUCCCUCAGGGACUCCACUCAGACCUCACCAGUGGCACAGGUCUGGGCGGCAAAGCUACAUUGGCCACGUCCUUUGAUCCCAACGCCUGCUGGGAGCAAGGCAAACCCCGGGGGCUUGCUUGUGGCCGCCUCGAGGUGCCCCCAAAGCCACCGGUCUAUUUUUAUAUUUUAUGGGACUUCAUUUACAGCCUGCCUUCUUGCUGAGACUCCAGGCGGAUUAUGACAUUUAAAAAAACAAUCAUACAGCAAGCACCUAUGAUAAGGGGAUUAUAGAAGAGGACGCAUGCUCUUAGAAGUAUGUCCCAUUUUAUUCAAUUAGGAGAGUGUUUUUAGGAUUGUAGUCUUACAGCCCCAUCCAAUGGGAAAGUGGGCCAAAAAGGCUUCAGGGAGCGGCAACAACCAUGCACCAGCCCAUUUGCCCUCCCCUCAAUAGGUUUCUGUCCUCUGGAUGCUAUCCCAUCCAAAACAUGUUUCUCUCUUCAGAAUGUUUGAUCCCACAGCCGCCACGAAAUGCAGUGACCCUACUACCUGCAGCCACCAGAAGCAAUGUCCACUCUUUUUUUGUUUAUAAAUAAAAAUAUGAGUGCCAAUUAA